This is a messenger RNA of Astyanax mexicanus (Mexican tetra), 5748 nucleotides long. It is a transcript of the gene zmym4.1, whose product is annotated as zinc finger MYM-type containing 4, tandem duplicate 1. The coding region runs from base 290 to 5212 and encodes 1640 amino acids. Gene Ontology annotation, molecular function: zinc ion binding. Lineage: Eukaryota; Metazoa; Chordata; Actinopteri; Characiformes; Acestrorhamphidae. The transcript is spliced from 28 exons. The record is from RefSeq and is a predicted model, not a curated record.
UGGGAGCUGCUUGGAGGAAUCAGCCUGCUGGCCGCUCGAUGCCGCUGUUGCAGCAGGCCGUGGUGCUGUUUUCUGCAGGGGGAGUGGAGCUCUCUAGCAGCAGCGUGCGGAAGGAAUUUAGCGGGACUGAGAGUUGGUUAGCUGCAGCGCAGACUCACACACACCUUAUUUUUUAUUCUCUUUUGCACUUCAGAAAACGAUAAUCGCCGUGUCGCCGUGGCUGUGCAUGGACCGUGCUGUGUGACCGGCUGCUGACUGCAGAGUGUGCGGGCCCUGAGAGGUCUGAGACAUGGAUGCCUCCCCUCAGUCUCCUGAAAAAGAAGGUACACUGAUGGAGAGCACGUCCCCGGUUGGAGAGGACCCAGCGGCCUGUCACAGUGGUGAUGUUCAUUCCACUGAUGGCAAAGACAAUGAUACAUUAGAUGAUCAUUCCAACUCACAGUCUGCAAAAGAAGAAGAAUGCGCUUCGGAAGAAAACCAGGUGGAAGAGGGUGAGGAGGAGGAGGAUGUUGAAGGGAAGUCCGCAAUAGAAAACGUCAACAACAAGCAACAAGAGGACCAACAGAUGGAUUGCGAUCAGAAGGAGGCAAGUGAGGAAAACAUGAAGGUCAAAAAAAAUCUAAUUAGCUCAGGUGAAGAGAGGGACAAGGACGAGAUACAACCCCAAGGUGAGGAGGCAAACAGAGAUUUGGAAAAAGAGGAUGCUGAGCAUCAUCUGGAAAAGGCAAAGGAGAAGAAAACUGAUAAAGAGGAACAGAAUCAACUUGAUGAGGCGAGGCAUGGAAACCUCAUCCAGGAGACAGACCAGCAGGACACCACCGGGCAGCCUCAGGUGGAUAUAGUGACAGAACACAAAAAAACAGAAGACAGCACAGGUGAGGAGGAAGGCAUAGAUGUCACAAGACAGACAGACAGAACUUUUGUGAUUAAAGAAAGUGAACAAAAACUGGAAGAUGAGACGGACAGAACUUGUGCAGAAAACACUACAGAACACAUUACGUUUCAAAUGAGACAGGAGAAAGAGAAGCACAACAUACCAGAAGAGAUGGAAAGGCCAGAGGAUGAUGAGCCAAGUACUGAACAGGAAGACAGAGGGACAGUUGAUGAAGAAUCCACUGAAUCACCAAUGGAUAUUGAUCACACAAUUGAAAAGAUGAAGGAGGAUAUUCCAGAUGAUUUUGAUUCCUCUAAUUCACAGGGCAAAGCUGAAAGUCCUUCUCAGGAACUAGGGCCUGAAUUGAAGCAUUCUGAUAGUCAGGACCAGUCUAAUGUGUCCUCUGAAGAUGCGUCAUCAAACAGAUCCGAAAACCAGACCACCCAGGAGCUAAAGGAUGAGAUGGUGGAGUCUUCUAUAGAAACACCUGGUCAGCCAGUGGUGGAGGCUGAGAAGAUGGAUUUUGAGGACUCUGGUGUCCUUUCUGUGAAAGUUAAAGAUGAGCCUAUGGAUGAGGAAUAUGAAAAAGCUCUGGCACUUCAGGAUCCACCUUCAAAAAUCAAGGAUGAGCCAGACACAAGUGAAGAAUGCAUCCAGAAACCUGAAGAAGAGUUCAAGAUCAGUGCAGUGUUCUCAGUUGGGAAAAAUCCUGCAUCUUCAGGGACCAGCAGCACCUCAACAAAGUCCGCCACCAACUCCCCUGCUCCUGCUCUGACUCCAGCCAGCUCUCUGUGUGUGGUGUGUUCAGGCUGUAAGAAAGUUCUCCUUAAGGGCCAAACGGCGUUCCAGCGAAAGGGCUCUCCCCAGCUCUACUGCUCACCACAGUGUCUCUGCACUACAGCAACGGACCUGAUGACCAAGUCUAUCCCUAAAAAAACUUGUCAUUACUGCCUCAGAGAGAUUUCCAACCCAAAGGAUGUAAUCAUUGCUCCGGUUGACUCAGCAGGAGCAGUAAAGGACUUCUGCAGUCAGAAGUGCCUCAGCGCCUUUAACUUCAAAAGGGACAGUGCAAAAGCUUCACUUGGAGGCAGCUCUAAAAGCACGAAGUGCAGCAUGUGCCAAAAAGCCUGCACUACUCGUCAUGAGGUUAAUUUCUUGGGCAGUGUUCAUAAAUUGUGCAGUGAUUUCUGCUUCAAUCAAUUCCGCUCCUCCAAUAAGCUCACCAUGAACUGCUGUGUCCAGUGUGGAGGCUAUUGUUACAGUGGAGAUGGUCAGUGCCACUGUAUGGUAGUAGAAGGCACUGUUAAAAAGUUUUGCAACCAGAAUUGCGUCUCUGUCUACAAAAAGAAAUAUGGGAAGCCUGUAUCGUGCACAAUGUGUCGAGGUUAUCACUCUAUGCAAGAGAUGGUGGAAAACAUAAACACAGAGGGCAGCAGAGAGCUAUUCUGCUCCACUGCAUGUGUGACUGCAUACAAAGUACAGUCUGUCAGCUCAUCAGGUGCUGCAGUGGAAUGCAACAACUGCAAGCUCGUUAAUGUGCCUCAGUACCACCUUGCCAUGUCAGAUAGUACGAUCCGCAACUUCUGCUCCUUACCUUGUGUGGUGUCCUUUCAGGAUUCCUUUAAUAAGACAAACUCUCACAACCAGCUGAAUGUUGCACCAUCUCUGAGCACCGCUGUGCCUCAGUCUGCUCCAAAGCUUGCCUCCACCAAACCUGUUUCUGCAGAGCCCAGCUCCUCUGGAGCUCCUCAAAUCCCAGCAGUGACCAAAAUUCCAUGUGCACAGUGUCAGCGCUCCUUCUUCCGCAAGCCUGAGCUGCUGGACUUUAAGGGCAAGAUGUAUGUGUUCUGUGAUAAGAGUUGUAUUGACGAGUUCAGGAGGACCAACUAUAUUAUGGCACAGUGUGUGUAUUGCAAAAUCGACAAGGUGGUGAAGGAGAUAAAGAGGAUUAACAACACAGACUGCUCUUUCUGCAGUGAGGGCUGCAAGUUACUCUACAAGCAUGACCUUGUCAAACGCUGGGGGAAAAAGCACUGUCGCAACUGCCUCUACUGCAGCGGCACCUCUCAGACUUUGGUCACCAGCGUUUUUUCAGGCAAGCAGGAGGAGUUCUGUGGAAAUGAGUGCUUGUCACAGUACACGCUGUUAUUCUGCCAGGUGGCUAAAUGCAGCAUGUGCAAGCGUGCCAAGAAGAUGGUGGAGUCUGUGAAGUGGCUGGGAGAGAAGAAGCACUUUUGUAGCCUGCAGUGUCUGAUGUACUUCUGUAGUCUGCAGGGUAACUCUACAGCUGCCGUCAGAGCUUCUGUCAAACCCACAGUUACACAGCCUACCACUGUACAGCCUGCAGUCACACAAGCACCAGUCUCCACCACCCCUGUGCUCCAACCUGCACCCAGCACUUUGACCACCCAGACAUCAGCGGUUAAAACUGAGGACACACCUGUAAUUGCCAAUGUUAUAUCAUUAUCUAACGCCACUAACGGGCAGCCUAAUGUCCUCGGAAGUGCUGCCUUGCAAGGGGCUGUGCCUUCUUGUGUGAAGCUGAUAGGACAUGCCAGCACACAGACAGACGCUCUGAAAAUACCCAGUGCCCCAACACCCAGACUACUAAAAAACAAAGCUUUGCUCUGUAAACCCAUGAGCCAGAACAAAGGAACAUCCUGCAAACCCAAUACGUGUGAUGUGAAUCUACAAACAGAUAUAGCCUCGCCUGACAUAUUAGUGUUACCCAUACCAGUGCCAGUGUAUGUUCCUGUACCCAUGAAUCUCUACACACAGUUUACACCACAUGCUAUGGGACUUCCUCUGCCGGUGCCCGUUCCCAUGUUUCUGCCCACAACAUUGGACAGUGCUGAGAAGAUAGUGGAAACCAUUCAGAAGAUCAAAGAAAAGAUCCCAGAUGACCCUCUAGAGGCAGACCUGAUCAUGAUGGCUGAGAUGGUGGCAGAGGACAAUGAGAAAGAUAAGACUGUCUCCCAUGGAGACCAAGAUGACAACUACAUUGAAGAUUUCGAUUUGGACGCCCUGUCCGGUCAUAUAAGCUGGGACGAAGACAGCGUCUCUAGUGCCUCUCGAUGUCGACAAACCUCAGAGUCUGAGAAAACUUAUCCGCCUCCACCUCCACUCAAAAGAGGUCAUCGGUCACCCAGCCCAAGCUCCACCUACACACCUGACUCCACCCCAACCCCACAAGAGCCACAGCUGGACCUGGAAGCAGACUUCCCUGCUGAAUGUUUCGAGCUUCUGGAGCGGCGAAAGGAAAAGGAAAAAACCACAAGCCCCAGACAGCGACCUCGGCGAAAAGGACGGGAUGGCUUCCCACAGAAAAAACGAGCACGCAAGCGUACAGGAGGCAGUCCACGAUCACCAUCUAACCUUCCCAACGUCUCAAAACUGCACCACGAGUAUGGUGUCCAGGCGUGGAAAAGCUGGAUACGCUGGAGGAACUCACAGCCCAAUAUAGAGGUGCCGAAGAUGGGCUCUCGUAACAUGAUGUUGAAGGAGGACAUGUUGCAGUGUAGCACAGCUGAGCUGAGCUACGGUCUCUGCAAGUUCAUCAGUGAAGCCCGGCGACCUAAUGGAGAAAUGUACCGUCCAGACAGCAUCCAUUACCUCUGCUUAGGCAUCCAGCAGCACCUCUUUGAAAAUGGACGAAUGGAGAACAUUUUUGCUGAUUUGUUCUACAGUAAAUUCAGUCAGAGUAUAAACACCCUUCUCAAAGACUGGAAACCAACUAUUAUGCCUAGUGGCUAUGUGCACUCUCGAGUGGAAGAGGAGUAUCUGUGGCAGUGUAAGCAGCUGGGUGCGUUUUCUCCCAGCGUGCUUCUCAACACCUUGCUCUACUUCUGCACUAAAUUCUUUAACUUUAAGACUGUGGCUCAGCACCGCCGUCUGUCCUUUGCACACGUCAUGCGCUGCACUCGCUCUCACGGCAACAGCAAGACGGCCUGCCUCCGCUUCUACCCCCCGGUGCCCAAAGAGGGCACUUCAAAUGCAGAGGAAGUACCAGCUAAGAGGAAGAGAGAGGAUGAGGAGGAUGAAGGUGUCGUGAUGGAAAUGCAGGAGAAUGCUGGUAAUCCGCUCCGCUGUCCUGUCAGGCUCUAUGAGUUCUACCUCUCUAAAUGCUCGUCCUCAGUAAAGCAGCGGACAAACAUUUUCUAUCUGCGUCCUGAGCGCUCCUGCAUCCCCAACAGCCCGCUGUGGUUCUCCUCCUCGGCUCUAGAUGACGAGGAGCUGGACAUCAUGCUCACGCGUAUCCUGACAGUUCGAGAGCUGUAUCUGGAGAGGGAGAUACCAGCAAGUGUGUCCGACUCGGAAAAUAUCACAGAUUCUGACUGAAACGGUCAUGUACACACCCAUACCUGAACUAUUUUCAACUGAAACUUUACAUCAGUGGAGCAUCUACAUGUGAACUGUCAGCAGGAUAUACAGUACAUCCUCUUGUUAACGGUUGUAAUGGUAUUAUACAAAACCAGAAAUCUGACCAAAUCUAUUGUCCUUCCUCUCCGGUUCCAGAAAGUGCAGUGUCGGCACUCUGGAGUGGCUCAUAAUGAGAAUGUUAUCAAGCUCCAAAUACAAAAAAGGCGCACAACUCUUUAUAAAGAAAAUUGGUCCUGUAUUUUAAGUCACUCUGAAGUGCUUGUUGCCAGUUUCCUUUUUGUUUUGUUUUUAUAUCUUUUUGUUCUUAAUUGUAGCAUUUUAUGUUUAAAAUGGUAAAUGUUGAUAUAAAGGAAACAGAAGUGACUGUAACAACAAAAUAAACAGCUACAACACAGUUUAAAGAUCCCGUACAGGUCCUGACUGUUCUCAAAGACUGAGCAUGAUGCUAAUGACUGUUGUACAAUGCUUCUCCAUUACACUCUUUGUGUAUGCUC